AUGAAGUUUCAAAGAUUCCCUAUCUUGACUGUGGCCUUGGCGACUGGCAGUAUGGCACUGUCGAGUAAAAUAAGCGAGACAUACAUUGGUCCUGAGAACGGCCAUCUGGUUAUAGUCGGUGGAAAUCUCCAAUCCGACACGAUCUGGCAAAAGAUCAUUGCGCUAGCUGGUGGGCCUGAGGCGCCGCUUGUGGUUAUACCGACGGCGGGCGGUGAACCGACAUACAACGAUUCCUUGUCCAGUGUUGCCUCCUUUCGCCGAAAUGGCGCAAAGAAUGUCACAGUCGUUCACACCUACGAUCCAGCCAUCGCGGACACUGAGGAAUUUGUAGCGCCGAUCCGGGAAGCGAAGGGAGUCUUCUUCGACGGCGGCCGCCAAUGGCGUCUGGUUGAUGCAUACGCUGGGACCAAGACCGAGCAUGCUUUCCAAGCUGUCCUAGACCGAGGGGGUGUCGUAUCUGGCUCGUCUGCUGGCGCGAGCAUCCAAGGCUCUUUCCUUGCCCGCGGCGACACAGCAAAUAAUCAAGUCAUGGUAGGAGACCAUACGGUCGGGUUCGGCUACCUCAAGAAUGCGGCAAUCGAUCAACACGUUCUUGUGCGGAAUCGACAUUUCGAUAUGUUUGACAUUCUGCAAGCGUACCCUGGGCUGCUGGGAGUGGCCGUAGAUGAAAAUACUGCGCUUGUCGUUCACAAGAAUGAAGCAGAAGUAUAUGCGGGGACGUAUGUAUUGAUCUACGACGGCGGGUUCUGGUCGCGAGAAGAACAAAGUGAACUCAAGAAUCUGCCGCCACCGGAGAGCCGGUUCUAUUUCUUACGACCGGGUGACAAGUAUGAUUUGGGACUUAGGAAGGUAAUUCAGGUGGAGGAGGCAAAGGAACUAUAG
Neoarthrinium moseri is the source of this 882-nucleotide messenger RNA. RefSeq lists its product as uncharacterized. Lineage: Eukaryota; Fungi; Ascomycota; Sordariomycetes; Amphisphaeriales; Apiosporaceae. Gene Ontology annotation, biological process: proteolysis. The transcript has a single exon. The record is from RefSeq and is a predicted model, not a curated record. Gene Ontology annotation, molecular function: serine-type peptidase activity. The coding region runs from base 1 to 882 and encodes 293 amino acids.